Molecule: messenger RNA, 618 nt
Organism: Naegleria gruberi
Lineage: Eukaryota; Heterolobosea; Eutetramitea; Acrasida; Naegleriidae
Exons: 1
Coding region: 1-618 (205 amino acids)
Source: RefSeq, a predicted model, not a curated record
AUGGGAUUUGAAUUUAGAAGAUUUAAACCACUCACUUCCGAAGAGUUUCAUCACAACUUUACUGAAUAUCAAAAAAUGGAAGAGAAAAAUGAUGUGUAUUUAAUUGUUGUGGAUAAGGAGGGAAAUAGUGUUAUUCCCGAAACUAUUGGAAUUAAACUUGCUUACAUGUCACAAUUUGAAAUUAAAAUUCGUAAAAAGAGAAAGAAAUCUGGCAUUGAAAAAUGGAAGAAAAUUCACUGUUUUUCAGAGAAGGUUGAUUUAUCUGAUCAGGAUAAUCUACUCAAGAGUAUAGAGAACCAAUUAAAGAUGAAUCAAGUUUCGGAUCUGGCACUCAGUUCAAAUCAUCACAGGGUUGUCUCAGCUAAAACUUGUAAAAUUAGAAGAAAUUAUAGAAAUUAUGAGAUUGCUUUCUUUUCAUUGAAAUUUGAGGAUGUGAACGAAACUCUUUAUUUUAAAUCAGUAAAUAUUGAGGGAGAGAAAAAGUUUAAAAAAAUUGAUAAGCAACUAGUUGAAAAGGAUCUACCACUCUCAUCUCAGGAUGCUCAGGUUUUAACUUGUGGUUAUCCAGAAUUGCUUUUAAGGAAAUAUUUGAGUGUAAAAUCAAAUAUUCAAAAUUAA